CUAAUUACAAUCAAUAAUUCAGAGGCGCUCAAUCUUCCAAUGGCAGACACGGAAUGGGAGUGGGAUGAUCCACCUGACGAGACAUAUAAUUCGGAUCCAGAUGAGAUAUACAGCUCCCCACAGGUAGACACGAAUUCCACGUUCUAUCGCCUACGUUGGCAGGUUCGAGACGGCCCGAUCUGGGAAAAUAUUCGUGUUCUAGAAGACGGAUGCAAAGCAGAUUCGACACAAAGGCCUUUCCAAAAUGAAACUGGCAGACUUCAUGAAAUUUCUUCACUGCCCUUUUCAGUGAAUCCAGUCCAGGCGAUUAUAGUAACAAUUCAAGGGCUCAACGGCAUGCAAGAUUGGAAAGAAAAGGAUGGGUCCUGGAGCCCCAGGCGCCAAGAUCGAGAUUCAAUGCCCAGGGUCAGAGUAUCUGCCAGCGAAGGUCGCGACUUUGUUAGUAUCGGAGACUACGUCAUGGCUGUGAACAAACUGCUCGUGUCGCAGAGGUCCAAGAUUCUAAAAGAGCGCGGACUCCUCGACGACGGUGUAGAAUGGCCACCCGAUACGGAACUCUGGGUAGAUCCGACAAGCGCCAAUGAAAUUAAUUUUUUUAACACGAGGCAACACCAGCUGGAAGAUGAAUGGGAAGAGUUAGCCGUGUUUACGUCGGUGCAACAGUACUCCGAAAGCAUACGCCAUGGGAGUGACAAGCGCGAGGAAUACGUCCCAGUAUAUCCUGCGACGCUCAAAUCGGACGAGGAAUUCGCAGCGCUUGCUGGAGCUUGGUCUAGCUUGGCUUUCCUCCGCCUUCGAUGGAAAGUUUGUGACGGCCCAGUCAGCGAGAAUAUUACUGUGCUCAAGGACGUGUUUGACCCAUACUCUUCCGAAAGCCCGUUCCAAGAUGAAAGUGGCAAUUACCAUGAGAUUGCAUCGCUGCCAUUUUCACGGCCACCAAGACCACACUUGGAAAUUACUAUUGACCAAGUGGAUGGGCUUGAAGGGUGGAAGUGUGAUGGCGUAGAUGAUCGAUGGAGCCCAGAGCGGAAUGACCCGAGCUCAGCGCCAAGGUUGGACAUCACUGCUGGCGAGGGUAGAGACUUCAUCAGCAUUGGAGACUACAUUUCACAAACGUACGAGUGGCUAGCUGCUCUGCGGCCUAAGAUCCUGAAAGAAGUCGGAUUGAAUACAGAUGAAAGGGAAUGGGAGCCAGACACUGAGCUUUGGCUUGACCCGCGAUUUCCAGAGAAUAUUUCCUUUGUUCAGAACCGAGAAGGGACGGCCUGGAAAGACUGGCAGCAGAUAGCGCAGAAAGCUAGCCAGGGUUGAUAUCUAAUUAUUUUAGAAUAGAAUAUAGCCAACCCGUUUAAAAUAAGAGUCACCCUCAGCCCAA
Molecule: messenger RNA, 1375 nt
Organism: [Torrubiella] hemipterigena
Lineage: Eukaryota; Fungi; Ascomycota; Sordariomycetes; Hypocreales; Clavicipitaceae
Source: the annotation of a GenBank genome assembly